AUAUUUGGGAAGUUCCGUGGGGAAAAUGGCGGCGGCCGGGAGCACCCUUCUCUUCUUGCCGCCGGGGACUUCAGACUGAGCCUUCUUGGGAAGAGUGGGGACGGCUGGUGCCCUGCGUCCCGAAAGCCCGAACCAACUUGGUUCCCUCGUUAGUGGUGGGGGAGGGCUUAUCCUCUUGUGUAGGACUCAGGACCUCCCCACCGUCAGGAUGAAGGCUCAGGGGGAAACCGAGGAGUCGGAGAAGCUGAGUAAGAUGAGUUCUCUCUUGGAACGGCUACAUGCAAAAUUUAACCAAAAUAGACCUUGGAGUGAAACCAUUAAGCUUGUGCGUCAAGUCAUGGAGAAGAGGGUUGUGAUGAGUUCUGGAGGGCACCAACAUUUGGUCAGCUGUCUGGAGACAUUGCAGAAAGCUCUCAAAGUAACAUCUUUACCAGCAAUGACUGACCGUUUGGAGUCUAUAGCAAGACAGAAUGGACUGGGCUCUCAUCUCAGUGCCAGUGGCACUGAAUGUUACAUCACGUCAGAUAUGUUCUAUGUGGAAGUGCAGUUAGAUCCUGCAGGACAGCUUUGUGAUGUAAAAGUGGCUCACCAUGGGGAGAAUCCUGUGAGCUGUCCAGAACUUGUACAGCAACUAAGGGAAAAAAAUUUUGAUGAAUUUUCUAAGCACCUUAAGGGUCUUGUUAAUCUUUAUAACCUUCCAGGGGACAACAAACUGAAGACUAAAAUGUACUUGGCUCUCCAAUCCUUAGAACAGGAUCUAUCUAAAAUGGCAGUUAUGUAUUGGAAAGCAACCAAUGCUGGUCCCCUGGAUAAGAUUCUUCAUGGAAGUGUUGGCUAUCUUACUCCAAGAAGUGGGGGUCAUUUAAUGAACUUGAAGUACUAUGCCUCUCCUUCUGAUCUGCUGGAUGAUAAGACUACAUCUCCCAUCAUUUUGCAUGAGAAUAAUGUUCCUCGAUCAUUGGGCAUGAACGCAUCAGUGACAAUAGAAGGAACAUCUGCUAUGUAUAAACUUCCAAUUGCACCAUUAAUUAUGGGGUCACAUCCAGUUGACAACAAAUGGACUCCCUCCUUCUCCUUAAUCACCAGUGCCAACAGUGUUGAUCUUCCUGCCUGUUUCUUCUUGAAAUUUCCCCAGCCAAUCCCAGUAUCUAGAGCAUUUGUUCAGAAACUUCAGAACUGCACAGGAAUUCCAUUGUUUGAAACUCAACCAACUUAUGUACCCCUCUAUGAAUUAAUCACUCAGUUUGAGCUGUCAAAGGACCCUGACCCCAUACCUUUGAAUCACAACAUGCGAUUUUAUGCUGCUCUUCCAGGUCAGCAGCAUUGCUAUUUCCUCAACAAGGAUGCUCCUCUUCCAGAUGGCAGAAGUCUACAGGGAACCUUAGUUAGCAAAAUCACCUUUCAGCACCCUGGCCGAGUUCCUCUGAUCCUCAAUCUGAUCAGACAUCAAGUGGCCUAUAACACCCUAAUAGGAAGUUGUGUCAAAAGAACUAUUCUGAAAGAAGAUUCUCCUGGGCUCCUCCAAUUUGAAGUGUGUCCCCUCUCAGAGUCCCGUUUCAGCGUAUCUUUUCAGCACCCUGUGAAUGACUCCCUGGUGUGUGUGGUUAUGGAUGUACAGGACUCAACACAUGUGAGCUGUAAACUGUACAAGGGGCUGUCAGAUGCACUCAUCUGCACAGAUGACUUCAUUGCCAAAGUUGUUCAAAGAUGUAUGUCCAUCCCUGUGACGAUGAGGGCUAUUCGGAGGAAAGCUGAAACCAUUCAGGCCGACACCCCAGCACUGUCCCUCAUUGCAGAGACAGUUGAAGACAUGGUGAAAAAGAACCUGCCCCCGGCUAGCAGCCCAGGGUAUGGCAUGACCACAGGCAACAACCCAAUGAGUGGUACCACUACACCAACCAACACCUUUCCGGGGGGUCCCAUUACCACCUUGUUUAAUAUGAGCAUGAGCAUCAAAGAUCGGCAUGAGUCGGUGGGCCAUGGGGAGGACUUCAGCAAGGUGUCUCAGAACCCAAUUCUUACCAGUUUGUUGCAAAUCACAGGGAACGGGGGGUCUACCAUUGGCUCGAGUCCGACCCCUCCUCAUCACACGCCGCCACCUGUCUCUUCGAUGGCCGGCAACACCAAGAACCACCCGAUGCUCAUGAACCUUCUUAAAGAUAAUCCUGCCCAGGAUUUCUCAACCCUUUAUGGAAGCAGCCCUUUAGAAAGGCAGAACUCUUCUUCCGGCUCACCCCGGAUGGAAAUAUGCCCGGGAAGCAACAAGACAAAGAAGAAGAAGUCAUCAAGAUUACCACCUGACAAACCCAAGCACCAGACUGAAGAUGACUUUCAGAGGGAGCUAUUUUCAAUGGAUGUUGACUCACAGAACCCUAUCUUUGAUGUCAACAUGACAGCAGACACGCUGGAUACACCACACAUCACUCCAGCUCCAAGCCAGUGCAGUACUCCCCCAACAACUUACCCACAACCAGUACCUCACCCCCAGCCCAGUAUUCAAAGGAUGGUCCGACUAUCCAGUUCAGACAGCAUUGGCCCAGAUGUAACUGAUAUCCUUUCAGACAUUGCGGAAGAAGCCUCUAAGCUUCCCAGCACUAGUGACGAUUGCCCACCCAUUGGCACCCCUGUUCGAGAUUCUUCAAGCUCUGGGCAUUCUCAGAGUGCCCUCUUUGACCCUGAUGUCUUUCAAACCAAUAAUAAUGAAAAUCCAUACACAGAUCCAGCUGACCUAAUUGCAGAUGCUGCUGGAAGCCCCAGUAGUGACUCUCCUACCAAUCAUUUUUUUCCUGAUGGAGUAGAUUUUAAUCCUGAUUUGUUGAACAGCCAGAGCCAAAGUGGUUUUGGAGAAGAAUAUUUUGACGAAAGUAGCCAAAGCGGAGAUAAUGAUGACUUCAAAGGAUUUGCAUCUCAGGCACUAAAUACUUUGGGGGUGCCAAUGCUUGGAGGUGAUAAUGGGGAGACUAAGUUUAAAGGCAAUAGCCAAGCUGACACAGUUGAUUUCAGUAUUAUAGCAGUGGCUGGUAAGGCUUUGGGUCCUACAGAUCUCAUGGAGCAUCACAGUGGUAGCCAGAGUCCUUUAUUGACUACUGGGGACUUAGGGAAAGAAAAGACUCAAAAGCGAGUAAAGGAAGGCAAUGGCAGCAGUAAUAGUAGUCUGUCAGGGCCAGGAUUAGAUAGCAAACCAGGGAAGCGCAGCCGGACCCCUUCUAACGAUGGUAAAAGCAAAGAUAAGCCUCCAAAGCGAAAGAAGGCAGACACUGAGGGAAAGUCUCCAUCUCACAGUUCUUCUAACCGACCUUUCACCCCACCUACCAGUACAGGUGGAUCCAAAUCUCCAGGCAGUUCAGGAAGAUCGCAGACUCCCCCGGGUGUUGCCACACCACCUAUUCCCAAGAUCACUAUUCAGAUUCCUAAAGGCACCGUGAUGGUGGGCAAGCCCUCCUCCCAUAGUCAGUAUACCAGCAGUGGCUCUGUGUCUUCCUCAGGCAGUAAAAGCCACCAUAGCCAUUCUUCCUCCUCUUCUUCCUCAUCUUCUGCUUCCAACUCAGGCAAGAUGAAAAGCAGUAAAUCAGAAGGUUCUUCAAGUUCCAAGUUAAGUAGCAGUGUAUAUUCUAGCCAAGGGUCUACUGGAUCUAGCCAGUCUAAAAAUUCAUCCCAGUCUGGGGGGAAGCCAGGCUCCUCUCCCAUUACCAAGCAUGGACUGAGCAGUGGCUCCAGCAGCACUAAAAUGAAACCUCAAGGGAAGCCAUCUUCACUUAUGAAUCCCUCUUUAAGUAAACCAAACAUAUCCCCUUCUCAUUCAAGGCCGCCUGGAGGCUCUGAUAAGCUUGCCUCUCCAAUGAAGCCUGUCCCUGGGACUCCCCCAUCUUCUAAAGCCAAGUCCCCCAUCAGUUCAGGUUCUGGUGGUUCUCAUUUGUCUGGAACUAGUUCAGGCACUGGCAUGAAGUCAUCUUCAGGGUUAGGAUCCUCAGGCUCAUUGUCUCAGAAAACUCCCCCAUCAUCUAAUUCUUGUACAGCAUCUUCCUCUUCCUUUUCUUCAAGUGGCUCUUCCAUGUCCUCCUCUCAGAACCAGCAUGGGAGUUCCAAAGGGAAAUCCCCCAGCAGAAAUAAGAAGCCGUCCUUAACAGCUGUCAUAGAUAAACUGAAGCAUGGGGUUGUCACGAGUGGCCCUGGAGGUGAAGACCCAAUGGAUGGCCAGAUGGGGGUGAGCACAAAUUCUUCUAGCCAUCCUAUGUCCUCCAAACAUAACAUGUCAGGAGGAGAGUUCCAGGGUAAGCGUGAGAAAAGUGAUAAAGAAAAAUCCAAGGUUUCCACCUCGGGGAGCUCAGUGGAUUCGUCUAAGAAGACCUCAGAGUCAAAAAAUGUGGGGAGCACAGGUGUGGCAAAAAUUAUCAUCAGCAAGCAUGAUGGGGGUUCCCCCAGCAUUAAAGCCAAAGUGACUUUGCAGAAACCUGGGGAAAGUAGUGGAGAGGGGCUCAGGCCUCAGAUGGCCUCUUCCAAAAACUAUGGCUCUCCACUCAUCAGUGGUUCCACUCCAAAGCAUGAGCGUGGCUCUCCUAGCCAUAGUAAGUCACCAGCAUAUACUCCCCAGAAUCUGGACAGUGAAAGUGAGUCAGGCUCCUCCAUAGCGGAGAAAUCUUAUCAGAACAGUCCCAGCUCAGAUGAUGGUAUCCGACCACUUCCAGAAUACAGCACAGAAAAGCAUAAGAAGCACAAAAAAGAAAAGAAGAAAGUAAAAGACAAAGAUCGAGACCGGGACCGGGACAAAGACCGAGACAAGAAAAAAUCUCAUAGUCUCAAGCCAGAGAGUUGGUCUAAAUCACCCAUCUCUUCAGACCAGUCCUUGUCUAUGACAAGUAACACAAUUUUAUCUACAGACAGGCCCUCAAGGCUCAGCCCUGACUUUAUGAUUGGGGAGGAAGAUGACGAUCUUAUGGAUGUGGCCCUGAUUGGCAAUUAGGAACCUUUUUAAGACAAAAGUGGCCAGAGAAAAACUAAGUAUAUAGGCAAACCACCAAAAGGGGUGAGUUAGGCAGGUCUGAUUUUGUGUUUAAGAAUCUUAAAUGGCAUGGUUUUGACACCGAGCUGGGUGAAUUUAGAAAGGCAUAGCCAGACCCAACUAAAGAGACCAUAGGGUUUGAUUCUGGUUACCAAGAAUCACUUUUUCUUUUGCCAGAUAAAAGGAAAAAAAAAAGUUAAAAUACUUGCUUAUGAAAGGGAGGGGGUGGGUGGGGCAUAAGGAGAGGGAAGGGUGGGAAACAGUUUUGUGGGAAAUAUUCAUAUAUAUUUUUUUUCCCCUUUUUCCAUUUUUAGGCCAUGUUUUAACUCAUUUUAGUGCAUGUAUUUGAAGGGCUGGGCAGCAAAUGAAAAAGCAAUACAUUCCUUGAUGCAUUUGCAUGAAGGUUGUUCACUUUGUUUGGGUAGUUGUCCAUUUGAGGCAUGGGCAAAUGAAGGACUUUGGUCAUUUUGGACACUUAA
Messenger RNA from Felis catus (domestic cat), 5478 nucleotides. RefSeq names its product mediator complex subunit 1 (gene MED1). Gene Ontology annotation, biological process: cellular response to thyroid hormone stimulus; regulation of transcription by RNA polymerase II. The record is from RefSeq and is a predicted model, not a curated record. Bases 209 to 4960 code for a protein of 1583 amino acids. Gene Ontology annotation, cellular component: mediator complex. Gene Ontology annotation, molecular function: nuclear retinoic acid receptor binding; nuclear vitamin D receptor binding; transcription coregulator activity. Lineage: Eukaryota; Metazoa; Chordata; Mammalia; Carnivora; Felidae. The transcript is spliced from 17 exons.